UCACUCCGAGCAGUGUGUUACGAAGAAAUGUCAAAGCCACUGGAUCUGGUGCGCUCUGACUCGUCGAUCCCCCACCGCGAACCUCCUAAACCUCGGCCAUGGCGGCAUCGCCGUAUCUCCUCCUCGUCCUGCUGCUCUUCCACCCAGCGGUUGCACCAGCCUACCGCGCGCCGCCGCCUUCGCAGACUCCGCCGCCGCGGCCGCCUCAGAAGGUGCAGGUCUGGCCCAAGCCGGUGUCCAUUUCGUGGACGGACGCGGUGUACGCGCCGCUCUCGCCGUCGUUCAGCAUCCGCGCCUCGCCGUCGCACCCGUCGCUCCGCCACGCCAUCGCCUACUACAGCCGCCUCAUCCGCACCGAGCGGCACGCGCCGAUUGUGCCCCCAGCCAACUACACCCUCGCCCGCGUCCCCAUCCGGCUGCUGGCGCUCUCCGUCUCCGACCCCGACGUCCCGCUCGGCCCCGGCGUCGACGAGUCCUACACGCUCUCCGUGCCUCCCAACUCCGGCUCCGCCGACAUCUCCUCCGCCACGUCAUGGGGCGCCAUCCGCGGCCUCGAGACCUUCUCCCAGAUGUCCUGGGCGGGCGGCGGCCCCGCCGCGGGCGGCCAGCCGAUCGUCCCCAGCGACAUUGAGAUCUCCGACCACCCCCUCUUCACCCACCGCGGCAUCCUCCUCGACACCGCACGGAACUACUACCCCGUCCGCGACAUCCUUCGCACCAUCCGCGCCAUGGCCUACAACAAGCUCAACGUGUUCCACUGGCACAUCACCGACGCCCAGUCGUUCCCCAUCGUCCUCCCCUCCGUCCCCAAUCUCGCCAACUUCGGCUCCUACUCCCCCGCCAUGCGCUACACGGACCAGGACGUCCGCCGCGUCGUCCGCUUCGCCGAGGCCUUCGGCAUUCGCGUCAUCCCCGAGAUCGACAUGCCUGGGCACGCGGGGUCGUGGGCGGGAGCGUACCCGGAGAUCGUGACCUGCGCGAACAAGUUCUGGGCGCCGACGGCGAAGCCGGCGCUGGCGGCGGAGCCCGGCACGGGGCAGCUGAACCCGCUGAACCCCAAGACGUACCGCGUGGCGCAGGACGUGCUGCGCGACCUGGCGGCCCUGUUCCCGGACCCCUACCUCCACGCGGGCGCCGACGAGGUGAACACGGCGUGCUGGGAGGACGACCCCACCGUGCGGCGCUUCCUGGCGGACGGCGGCACCCACGACCGGCUGCUGGAGCUCUUCGUGAACGCGACGCGGCCGUUCCUGGUGCACGAGCUUAACCGCACGGCGGUGUACUGGGAGGACGUCCUGCUGGGCCCCAAGGUGUCGGUGGGGCAGACGGUGCUGCCCCACGACACCACCGUGCUCCAGACGUGGAACAACGGGGCGGAGAACACCAAGCGCAUCGUGGCCGCCGGCUACCGCGCCAUCGUGUCGUCGGCGUCCUACUACUACCUGGACUGCGGGCACGGCGGGUGGUUGGGCAACGACAGCCGGUACGACGUUCAGGAGAAGGAGCGCGAGGGCACGCCGCUGUUCAACGACCCGGGCGGCACCGGCGGGUCCUGGUGCGCGCCCUUCAAGACGUGGCAGCGCAUCUACGACUACGACAUACUGCACGGGCUGACGGAGGACGAGGCCACGCGGGUGCUGGGUGGCGAGGUGGCGCUGUGGUCGGAGCAGUCGGACGCCGCCGUGCUCGACGGAAGGCUCUGGCCCAGGGCCGCCGCCGCCGCCGAGACGCUCUGGGCCGGGAACAAGGACUCCAGCGGGAGGAAGCGCUACGCCAACGCGACGGCCCGGCUCAACGAGUGGAGGUACCGCAUGGUGGCGCGCGGCAUCCGCGCCGAGCCCAUCCAGCCGCUCUGGUGCCCGCUGCACCCGCGCAUGUGCCACCUCUCGCAGUAGCGUAGCAGGCUAGCAGCCUGAACUCUCGGGUGAUUCUGUGGCGAGUUAGCUUGCUCGCUGCCUGCAAUGGAGUGAAUAUUGGCAGUACGAAGUCACACGGGCAGGCAGAGAUUUGGAACAUGGUGGAAACAAGAACCAUCGGCAUCGUUCUUCUGAUCAAUAUAGUGAUUACUGGAAGAAUCAAGAACAGAAUAAAACCAAGGCAUCCUGGAUCUACCAUGUCAAUCUUUGCUUUCAUCCUCGUCGUUUGGAGCGAGCCUGUUCUUGUUUGAGGCGCGCUCGACCGUGCCACGAAGUAACAGGUGCAUGAGGUCUGCAGUCUGCACUAGAACUUCCCAGCUCCCAAAUUCAACGAAACUGAAAAAAGUCAUUGGUAACAUCAAAGUCUUGUCUUAGGAUAGCUGCUGUUCUUGACGCUGGUUAGAUUUGUCCAAUAAAUUACAUGACCAGCGCACAUGUACUUGGUAUUCGACUUGAUGAUUUGUAUGUACUGACGGACUUGAAUAAAGUAGGGGGAAUUAGGACUCAGAA
Molecule: messenger RNA, 2426 nt
Organism: Setaria italica (foxtail millet)
Lineage: Eukaryota; Viridiplantae; Streptophyta; Magnoliopsida; Poales; Poaceae
Product: beta-hexosaminidase 2
Exons: 2
Coding region: 99-1895 (598 amino acids)
Biological process (GO): glycosaminoglycan metabolic process; carbohydrate metabolic process
Cellular component (GO): membrane
Molecular function (GO): beta-N-acetylhexosaminidase activity
Source: RefSeq, a predicted model, not a curated record